This is a messenger RNA of Schistocerca nitens (vagrant locust), 5405 nucleotides long. Its product is annotated as INO80 complex subunit B. NCBI's taxonomy places the organism in Eukaryota, Metazoa, Arthropoda, Insecta, Orthoptera, Acrididae. Gene Ontology annotation, biological process: chromatin remodeling. Gene Ontology annotation, cellular component: Ino80 complex. The transcript has a single exon. Bases 189 to 1109 code for a protein of 306 amino acids. The record is from RefSeq and is a predicted model, not a curated record.
GAAGUGACAUAUCUUUGGCGAGAGUUGCUCUGGAAAACUGUAAAUAUUUACUAAACAUCAGUAUGUUUACCAAAGUUAGUUAACGCUUGGAUAGGAAGCAACAGAUGCAGUGGAAUCGUGGCAGCAUUGUGUGAAAGUGUCUCUACUGCAUCUUUUCGGAGGCAAUAUUUUCCUCACACUUGCGAGAGAUGGGGAAAAGGAAAGAAAGCAGUUCCGACGAUGAAGGUGUAAUUGACAAUACACCAAUAAAGAAGCACAAGAAACACAAGCAUAAGAGGCAUAAGAAACGCAAAACUGCAGAAGAUGGUACAGAGUAUGAAGAUACCGAGCAAGCUAAAGCAGCAGCCUUCAGACUUAAAAUUAAGUUUCAGAAAGAAGCAGCUGAAAAGAAUGCAACGAAUGUGCAAGAAAAGUCUAAAGAUAAGUCGUCUCCUACGAAACCUGUCGAAAAGCAAGGGUCUUCGCCGAAAGCAUCAAAAAAGAAGAGAGUCAAAGGAAAGGAAAGUGGAACGUCGAGUGAAGAGGAGAGGUGGUUAGACGCAAUAGAAUCUGGUAAGCUGGAAGAAGUUGAUGACGAACUGAAGAAAAUUAAGCCGAAGGAUCCCAAGUUGAUGACUGCAAGACAGAGGGCUAUGUUCGAGCGGAAAACCGAUAAAGAAUGUGGGCCUGAAUCUGAACAGCUGUUGGCGUUGCCUUCUGGAUAUAAAGAAAAGGUAAUGACAGCAGAAGCUAUUGAAAAGGCAGCAUUAAAAUCGAAAAAACGAAAGCAGUUAGCAAACGAGAAGCGCGAGAAAGAUAAGAAAAAGACAAUGGAACGAUUAUUGAAGAAGCAGGAAUCAAAAUCGGGAAAAGCAACUAUCAAGCACAGGACAGAACGUCAGCAAGGGCCAUGUGAGACCUAUUAUAAUGGAACGUUGGGUGUAGUACUAGCAAUGCCGCCUGGUGCAGACUUUCCUAUCAAACCUCAGAAAGCUCCAGCAGUGCCUGUUAUGAAGUACUGCGGCGUUUCAGGUUGUAAAAAUAUCAAGAAAUAUUCUUGUUCAAAAACGAAAGUACCACUUUGUAGUUUAGAGUGUUAUAAGCGUAACUUGGAGCUAUGGAUGUCGUGAACAUGCCCUACAUUUAAGGAACUGGUACAUUUGUGAAUUGUUAAUUAUUCAGAAAUUGCCCAAAGAGACUUGAGAAUUGUGCAGGGUGCAAGGUGACAUUUAUUUAUAUUUAAAUGAAGGUGUAAAAUUGUUUUUUAUUCACAUCAUAACAUAGGUGCCCUACAUAUUGUUCUUAAUCUGACUGUAGUUACACACAUAUUUAUUUCCAGACCGCUAGUGGGAAACAGAAAGAUGGUACAGAGUAUGAAGAUACCGAGCAAGCUAAAGCAGCAGCCUUCAGACUUAAAAUUAAGUUUCAGAAAGAAGCAGCUGAAAAUGUGGCCUUCUUCACCAUCGCAGCUGUUCCUGUACUAUAAUCUAGAAGUUUUUAAUAUGUCUUCAACUUUCUACUGAAUAAUAGAAAGCACUUCUUCUGAAAUACAAUGUUGUUAGUUUUGUUGCAAUACUGCAACACUUCAUAAAAUGUUCAUGUUCAUACGUGUGGUAUGAUCUUAAAUCCAUUCUAUAUGACAUUAAUGAUAGUUUCUUAGAUCUGGCAACGAACGAGUAGUCUUACGUCCUCUGUAGCAUCAGCACCAUUGUCAAGACGCCUGAUUUAUUGGGUGGUGCAACAGUUUUCCCACCACAGAAUUCACAGACAAAAGUGAGUUUGUGAUGGUUCCCCCCACCUGAAAUGUUGGUUGCCGUGACAGACUGAUUUGUUGUGUAGUGCGAGAUCUAGGUUUGGUUGUAAGCUGCUAAGUAUUUCAGAGUUGUUUUGUUACAACUGAUGAGCCACACUUUUCCAGUUUCUGAUGACUUCAGUUGCCUGUUAAACUGAAUAGGUAAUUGCACUAAGUUUGUAAUAUACUAGAAACUUUUUACAACAUGUAGAAGUAAAACAGAAAUUACAUUUUUCAAUAUGAAUGACAUUUAUAACAUUUUAAUAAUCUGAGUGCUAUAAUCAGUAUUUCUUGUGGGUGUGUGAAGCAUGCAAAAAAAUGAGUAACAUCAUGUCUUUAAAUUUUCAUGCAGCAACUGAAAUGUAACUGUGUCUGAAAUAGUGUUUGUUCACAUUACAAGUGCCGAUACUCUAAAAUUUUGAAUUUCUGAUUCUUGAUUAAUUGUUGAAACAAACCAUGCAUUUUCUUCUUAAUGUGGCCUUCUUCACCAUCGCAGCUGUUCCUGUACUAUAAUCUAGAAGUUUUUAAUAUGUCUUCAACUUUCUACUGAAUAAUAGAAAGCACUUCUUCUGAAAUACAAUGUUGUUAGUUUUGUUACAAUACUGCAACACUUCAUAAAAUGUUCAUGUUCAUACGUGUAGUAUGAUCUUAAAUCCAUUCUAUAUGACAUUAAUAAUAGUUUCUUAGAUCUGGCAACGAACGAGUAGUCUUACGUCCUCUGUAGCAUCAGCACCAUUGUCAAGACGCCUGAUUUAUUGGGUGGUGCACCCGACUUCUCAGAUCUGGGAUGUCAUAGCACAGAAUAACCUCCAGCCAACAGGUACUGCAGUGUGUGUCAAAAUUGCCAUUGUUGUCCCACCUUGAAGAUGGUGGAAUCCCUGCGUAUCAGUGUACAUACACAAACAAUGAAAAACUUCAAAACCCCAUAAUUAGCUGAUAAGAAUACUAUCACUGUGGUGAUCAUCAUUUGUUGGCUAAGUAGACAUUUGGUAACACUCCACUUUACCAAAAGUGAUAACUUACACCACAGAACAUGAAUGCCGCUUUUAAUGUAGACAUUUUGAAAUCUGUUUUAUAGAAGGAGAAAUUACAACAAAUACUCAUAACACUUCAUAAAUGAUACAUAAUAUUUUCGUUGCCCGUUCAGGAAGAAAGCAAUAUUGUUCUUAUCUUUGUUGCGGUAGCUUGCUGACCACACAUUGUAAGGCACGUCACCUGAAUUUCACCCUUUCAACAUUACCUUGAUAUACAUAUAAAUUACAAUAAAUAUUUUCCUGUUUUCCACUUUGAACAUUGCAAUCUAUUUAUGUCAUUUAUCAUCACUUUCAAUAUAUGGAGAUAUUUUCGUUAAGUGAGAGUUGGUAGUCAUAGUACAUAUGAUUGUAUUUUAGCACUCUUAGUUUUGCUGGCUGAAUUUGGCUCCAAAGCCUCAGCUUUUUCUAUUUCAGGCUGACAAGUAUGGUCAUUCAAUAGAUUGGAAUCUGUUUUGUUUGGAGCCCUCUAAUUGCUUCUACAGUCUCUUAUCUUUUCGAACAGAUCUCACGUGAUUCUGAGACUGCUUCAGUUGGUACAAACAGGAUUGUUAGUAUUGAAUAUUUUCCCUUGCAUGUUGGAGUUAAUAAGUAUGUUAUAUAAUUGCAUUGUGUAAACAUAAAAUUUAGUAUGCAAAUAUAGUGAUUUGAAGUAUUUUACACAUCUUGUACACUUAAGCUCCAUUUGCCAUUUGAAGAGAUUAUUUUGUGCUAUUCCUGAUUCAAUUUAUAAUAUUCAUUUGAAUUUAUCUUGGUAGCUGAUGCCUGGUUGUAUCGGUACACUUCAGUUAAAAUCAUAUUUCUAUAAAUAUUAAUUGUUCAAAGAAAUCAAAUAGGUUGCUUAUUUAAUUUCAUAGAUGUGACAGUUUUUAUUACUUUAAACUGAUGUGUAAAGAAUUUGAAGCGAAUAGGUAUAUACAAAUAAAAUCAGAUGUAUUCCUUCCCUGUCAAGAACAGUUUUUACCCUACUUCUAGAAUAGUAAUUUUAUUUAUUUAUAACCCAUUAUAAAAUUUUCCAUACAGUUGCGACAAAUGAGUAAUAGAUUUAUAACUAGAUUUAGAGCCUAUCCACAGAACUGCUCACUUUUAACAAAGUUAUUUGCACAAUAACAAUCCUAAUUUUUUCAGAGAAAUUCUCUCCAAAAGAACAAUCCAGCAUUUAGUUGGAGCAAGGAGUAAUUAUUGCCUACAUUUGAUGAUAAAAGUUUCCUAAUGAUGCGAGAAUUUCACAUCAGUAACUUCCCUGUUAGGCAAACUUGGUCCUCUCACUGCAUUUCUGAAAUGAUUUUUAUUUCGUUAAAUACAAGAAUACACUUUUCCCUAAAGCUUUACGUUUAUCAGCGAUGAAAUUAAGUUCUCUGUAAGUGGGCAGUGAGAGGGCUUAGUAUUUUGCGUUAAAACAAAAAUUGUACAUACAUGUUCUUUCCUAUACGCAAAGCGUCGUUUUUUAAAUGCUGUACAAGUAUGCAGUCUGAUGAAGGCUGAACAGACUUAUUAGUUUGUGUACUUAGUAUGUUUAAGUAAAGUAGAUUGAUACAUAGAGAUGGAUUUGACCCUACCAUCAUUUCAUCUGAUUUGAGCCAAACAUGAGGAUAAUGACAUGUAUCCAAGGUAGUACACUAUUUGUCAACUAUUUCUUGAACCUUAGUAGCGCGAGGAGUGGAAGAAAUUAGACCUGUCCCUGCUGUGAGUAGAGGGUCAGUGUGGAGAGAGCAAGCUCCACUUGCUUCAUUCAGUUCAGUGACUAUUAUCUGUGUGCUUGUGAUAUGGUAACUUUCCCUUUCUGAAAAGUAAUCAAAGAUUUCACCUGCCAUGCACCAGAAAAUAUUCCUCCACUCAUUUAACCACAAGAACAUAGUGACUGCAAAGGCUAUAAAGUUGUUAUUGAACAUAGUAUUGUGUGAUUCCUAAGGUUGGCAGAGACUAGAAACAAAAACAGACUUAUCUGCAUUAGUGGAAUUAUUUAAUGCAGCUUACUGUAGUCAUAUUGUUAAAUGCCGCAUAAAACAAUGACUUGUUACAUUAUCUGCUAGAUUAUUUCAUAGUAUGAAUCAUGUGCUAUCACAAAUGUUGUAUUAUCAUUGCAAUUACAUGUUGCACGUAUUAAUAAAGACAGUGUACAUAUUGCAGGGUAGUUUAUAGUGAUAAGAAUUAAUUUUAAGUUAACAAGCAUUGUCAGCAUUGUAAUCACAGUUUCAACAUAUAUUGAUCUCCAUAAAUUCAACAACUGAAGAUAAACAAUACCGAGCCAGUAUCCUUCUUUAUCCCCCACUCCUGAUCCUGACAAUUAUGCAAUAUGCUGACUAUAGUCCUCACAUUGUCAUGAAAUUUAGUCAUUCACCAGCUUGUUGAAUGAAUGUAACCAUGUUGUAGGGCUGUAAUGGUGACACAUGUGCGUUUUUAUGAAAUUGAAAUAGAUGGGCAUUCUUAUUUACAGAUUAAACUGUCUCUAAUGAUGAAGUUAGUGAAUCAGUAAUAUUAUGAAAAGGAUAGAUUGUUACAUGCUGUAGACAUGACAUGUUGAGUUGCAAAUAGGCACAAUGAAAAGACUGUUCCACAUUUGUGCUUUUGUUCAAAUCCUUCCACAGAAAGGAAAGCAAACA